AUGUUCCACGCCUUCGACGUCUCGUACUGGAGAGCGAAGAUCUCCGAUCGCAAGGCGAGACGCGCGGGCGGCGCGCGCGCGCAGCUGUCGAGCAUAUUCUUCGAGCCGAUGGAUCAUCAGACGCUCGCGACGCACGCGCCCGGGUCUCCUCGCGCCGCGGGCGUGCGCCGCCGCACGCGCUCGUUCGCCGUCCUCGCGGAGGCUGAGAACGCGCAGCACCCCGAGGGCCCGACGCACCUGUACGUCCUGAUCCACGGCCUCGGCGGCACGCCGCACGAUCUCGCGUGCCUCGAGAAGAAUCUGAAGCGCCGCGGCGGCGACUCCGUCCUGGUGCACGCGCCCGGGUGCAACGCGCUGACAAAGUCAUUCGACGGAAUCGCGAACGGCGCGAAGCGCGUCGCGGACGACAUCCGCGCCGUCGUCGCCGCGCACCCGAGCUUGGUCUACAUCUCCAUGGUGGGGAACUCGUUGGGGGGCGUCUACGCGAGAUACGCCGCGGCGUUGCUCUACGAAGCCGACGAGGACGACUCGCCGGGGAAGGGUCGAUCGAACGACGACGACGGCGGCGGCGCUGAUCUGUGGCGGAACCAGCCGCCGAGCCCGCGCGGGCCCGGGCGGAGCCCGCGCGGCGCCGGGACGAUCGCGGGGUUGAUCCCGGACACGUACCUGACGACGGCGACGCCGCACUUGGGGGUCGGGCCGUUCGGAUGGAUCGGGCUGUUCCCCGCGGCGGUGCGCGCGUUCACCGGGAAUCUCAUGGGGCCGUCGACGCGGCAGCUGAUGCUUUUGGACGCCGGGGGCGUGGGGAAGAACCGGCGGGACGUCCCGCUGCUUGUGGAGAUGGGCGAGGUGGGCGGCGAGGGGUUCGACGACGACGAUUCGACUUCAAUCGCGACGCCGUCGCUGCCGUUCAUUCCCGCACUCGCGUCGUUCCGGAGACGAUGCGCGUACGCCAACGCGGUGAACGAUUUCCUCGUCGCGUACGAGACCGCGUCGCUCGACCCGGACGGCGCGCGGUGGAUGCGCGAGCGCAGGAAGAUGGAACGUCAACGGUCGCGCGCGCGCGGCGGCGGCGACGGCUCCGACGCCGCGGCGACCGCCGCGAACGAACAUCACCACCACCACCACCACAGCAUAACCGAGACCGUGAGCGACUGGGCGGACGACGCCGUCGGCGACAACGUCGGCGGGUGGGCCGUCGGGAGCGGCGGCGGAUACCCCCCGGACUUCGUCGGCGGCGGCUUCGGCGGCGUCCCCAGGAUCGUGGACGAGAGAGAAACCGCCGCCGCGCCGUUCGACGCGUCUCUGCGCGAGAUGGACGACGCGCAGUUGAAUCGAUCGAGCGCGCUCCUGCGACGGCGCUCCAAUUUGGAUCUGCGAUGGCAGCGGCGGAUGAGCGCGGGGCUGAGGACGAUGGCGUGGCAUCACGUCGACGUGGAGUUUCCCGGGUUCGCGCCGCUCGCGCAUAAUAAAAUUUGCGCGUUGCAGCGGGACCCGAUCAUGAAGUGGCUGUUCGCGGAAGGGGAGUUCGUCGUGGAGCACCAGGCGGAGUACUUGCUCGCCAGAGGGCCGCCGCUUAGGUAAUCGUUGUCGAGGGUGACGCGGCGGCGAGCGACGCGAUGUGAUCUGUUGGAUUUAUUUAUCAUAGACUACGACUAUCAGCUCG
This is a messenger RNA of Micromonas pusilla CCMP1545, 1666 nucleotides long. RefSeq lists its product as uncharacterized. The transcript has a single exon. The coding region runs from base 1 to 1584 and encodes 527 amino acids. The record is from RefSeq and is a predicted model, not a curated record. Lineage: Eukaryota; Viridiplantae; Chlorophyta; Mamiellophyceae; Mamiellales; Mamiellaceae.